Symbiodinium sp. CCMP2592 is the source of this 1812-nucleotide messenger RNA. NCBI's taxonomy places the organism in Eukaryota, Dinophyceae, Suessiales, Symbiodiniaceae. The record is from the annotation of a GenBank genome assembly.
AUGCUCGGACGCGACUUGGCGGCUCCAGGCGUGGCAAGUGGAAUGCUCAGCAGAAGAAGGCUGACGCACAUGCCGGUUCGCAGCGUGUGCAGCAUCACCUUUCGCCGUGAGGUGGGGAAGCUGUCCCGACCUUUCUCCGGUGAGCCGCUCGCUGCCUAUCUGGAGGCACACAGCUUGGAGGAAUUGGAUCUGGCGGAUCUCAUCUCCGAGCUGUUGCGCCUGGCCGUUGUCGACGGGGCGGUCUCGGAUUCCGGCAAGAGUCAGAUCUCAGUCGAGGAGUACAUGGCCUCCCUUGCCCUGGAGCAACAGAAGCAGAUGGAAGCUGAGAUGGAGGAGUUAGCCAUGCGAGGUCGGGAGCUGCAGGUGGCCAUGCCCAAAAACAUGGAGCUCGUGGAGUUGGGAGAUGCCGACGCCGAGGCCGAGCUGCCCCAGCUCGACGUUGCGGUCGACUCUGUGCGAACGGCGGGAGGAGACUACAACUGGGUCCUCCUCGGAAUGCAAAAGCCACCAGCACCGACAGAUAAGGCAGCCGAGGACAAGCCAUCCAAUGAAACCAAGAAGACUCAGGAUGCAGCUGCCGAAGCCAAGAAAGUAGAGGAGGGACGCCUAGCCCAGGCAGCAAUUGCCGAAAAGGAAGAAAAUGAAAGAUUGGCCAGGGAGGCUGCUGCUGCUGCUGCUGCUGAGGCUGCGGCUGCCGAAGCCAAAAAGGCUGAGGAGGCUGCAGCAAUCAAAGCCAAGAAAGCGGAAGAGGAGCGGCUGGCCAAGGAGAUGGCUGCUUCCGAAGCCAAGAAGGUUGAGGAAGAGCGACAAGCAAAGGAGGCUGCUGCCGCAGCAGCGGAGGCCAAGAAAGCGGAAGAGGAGCGGCUGGCCAAGGAGAUUGCUGCUUCCGAAGCCAAAAAGGUUGAGGAAGAACGACAAGCAAAGGAGGCUGCUAAAGCAGCCGAAGCCAACAAGCUGGAAGAGGUGCGAAUGGCUGAGGAAGUUGCUGCGGCGAACGCCAAAAAGGCAGAGCAGGAGCGGCUAGCCAAAGGAUCUGCAGUUGCUGCUGCUGUUGUUGCCGUUGCUGAAGCAAGUAAGGUUGAAGAGGAGCAGCUAGCUAAAGACGCUGCUGGUAAGGAGGAGCGGCGGGCCAAAGAAGCCAACGCCAUUGCUGAAGCUACAAAGGGACAGCCAGCCCAGGAGGCUUCGGUCAAGCUUGAUCCGUUGAAAGUGUCAAGCGCGACCGCGACCCGGUCUCGUGCCUCGCAAUCUGACAAAGGAUACCCGAGGCGUGCAUCACAGCCAGCAUCAACCAUGAGCAAAGAUGUUUCAGCGGUGGCAGUGGGCGCAAGCGUCAGACCCGAGGCUUCAAGCAUGCCUCCAAAGGAUCACAGGUUUGACCAGCCCAGCUCACCAGCACCAGGGCGCGCAGCCCCGAGACUGGCUGGAAAGAUGAAGCUGAAGUCUGGAUGGGGCUGGUGGUGGGCUCGACGCCAUGUGGAGCUCAGAGCUGGGAAGCUCCAGUGGUGGAGAAAGGAGCCACAAGGACCUCCGGAUGUAGAGUUGCGGCUGAGCGACGGCAUCACGCGCUGGGUGUUAAUGCGGCACGAGGGUGCCAUCCUGGAGCUUGUCUGCGAGAGCCGCAGUGGCUCGUCAUCCAAGGCCAUGGGCGAGCGAGUGCUUCUCCGCAUGGAGAGCCAUGCUGAUGCACUCGAGUGGGCGAAGGCUCUGCGUGAGGAGAUGGAGUAUGUGGAAGCGCUCCUCUCCUGGCCUAUGCCAUUGGAGGGCCGCCAGGGUGAUGUCAGGUACUAUGGCAUCGAGUAUCCAUCCUGA